AUGGGGCGAAGGCACGGCGUGCCCGCUGACCAGGGAAGGCCCACACAAGCGCGGGUGUCGGUCAACAUCUUCUUCACAACCAGCGCGGACCAAUCCUCCCGUCCGGUGAGUGUCAACCACCGGGCAGGUUCCGGAUAUCAGGCGACCGGCAAAGGCCGCGGCGGAAAGGGAUACGCCAAGGGACGACAGGAGGACGGGCGGCCCAAGCCCGCCUCUGAACGUCGGAACCGUUGGAACCAACCGCGGCGUGAGUGA
Symbiodinium natans is the source of this 255-nucleotide messenger RNA. NCBI's taxonomy places the organism in Eukaryota, Dinophyceae, Suessiales, Symbiodiniaceae. The record is from the annotation of a GenBank genome assembly.